This is a messenger RNA of Pyricularia pennisetigena, 1521 nucleotides long. RefSeq lists its product as uncharacterized. Gene Ontology annotation, molecular function: adenylylsulfate kinase activity; ATP binding. The transcript has 4 exons. Bases 1 to 1521 code for a protein of 506 amino acids. The record is from RefSeq and is a predicted model, not a curated record. Lineage: Eukaryota; Fungi; Ascomycota; Sordariomycetes; Magnaporthales; Pyriculariaceae. Gene Ontology annotation, biological process: sulfate assimilation.
AUGGCUUCGAUGAUAGCCCCCAACAGAAUUGUCGGAGUGCUGAGAAGAUCGCACCCCGUAUCGUCACUGGCCCACCUACCCACACAGACUCGGAGCGCCACAACUGCCUGCCUCGUCAGGACGAACAUCAGUAGCAGCCGGUUGCAAGCAGCACGAAGACAAACGUCUUAUUUCACCACAAGCAGCGACCAAGCAGGCCCCAACACAACCCGCCCACGCCGCAGAGGCUUCUUCACUAGAUUCUUGAUAUUCAGCGGAGUAGCAUUCGGCUCCUUCGUCGUCACCCUGUACUUCAAGAUGGCGGAAAUCAGUAGAACGGUCGACGAUGCGGCAAGAACAUACAAGCCUGAGACCCCCGAGGCGCAGGCCAUGGAGGACUACAUCAACAAGCACCCACUGGUGCAGGAGCUACGGGCGAACCCGGAGAUGACCGAGUCGCGGCCGCACCUCAAGCUCCCCCCCGAGUGGCGCGCCCACAGCCUGACGGCUGGUACGCUGAUGGGGCCGUCCCUGGUCGGCGUGCCGCCCUUUGACUGGACCGAGACGGACGGCAAGUCGUACGUGCAGAUUGCCCAUCUCGGCGAGGACCUCUGCGGCCACCCGGAAAUCGUCCACGGCGGCUUCCUCGCCACCAUGCUGGACGAGGGUCUGGCCCGGUGCUGCUUCCCCGCCCUGCCGCACAGGAUCGGGCUCACGGCGAACCUCAACAUCGACUACCGCUCGCCCUGCAAGGCGAACCAGUACAUCGUGCUGCGCGCCAACACGGUCAAGGUGGAGGGCCGCAAGGCGUGGGUUGAGGGCAGGUUAGAGACCCUGGUCGAGCCGGGCGAGACCCCGUUGGUUUUGGCCGAGGCCAAGGCGCUGUUUGUGUCCCCCAAGGGAGCGGCGAAAACCAUGGCAACCAACAUCACCUGGCACAACGGCCUGACGCGCCGCGAGCGUAACCAGCUGCGCGGCCAGCGCGGCUUCACAAUCUGGUUCACGGGGCUGUCGGCGUCGGGCAAGUCGACGGUGGCGACGGCGCUGGAGCAGCACCUGCUGCACCUGGGCCUGGCGGCGUACCGGCUCGACGGCGACAACGUGCGGUUCGGGCUCAACAAGGACCUGGGCUUCUCGGAAAAGGACCGCAACGAAAACAUCCGCCGGAUCGCCGAGGUGGCCAAGCUGUUUGCCGACAGCUCCGUCGUGGCGCUGACGUCCUUCAUCUCGCCGUACCGCGCCGACAGGCAGACGGCCAGGGAGCUGCACGCCCAGGCCGCGCAAAAGGGCGACGAGCCGCUCGAGUUCGUCGAGGUCUACGUCGACAUCCCCAUCGAGGUCGCUGAGCAGCGCGACCCCAAGGGUCUGUACAAGAAGGCCCGCGCCGGAGAAAUCAAGGAGUUCACCGGCAUCUCGGCCCCGUACGAGGCACCAGAGAACCCUGAAAUCACCAUCAAGACCCAUGAGAACUCGGUUGAGGAGUGUGUCGCUCAGAUUGUCAAGUGGCUGCAGGACAAGGGCCUGAUCAAGACCAACCCGUGA